This is a messenger RNA of Ostrinia nubilalis (European corn borer), 1139 nucleotides long. RefSeq lists its product as uncharacterized. Lineage: Eukaryota; Metazoa; Arthropoda; Insecta; Lepidoptera; Crambidae. Bases 213 to 743 code for a protein of 176 amino acids. The record is from RefSeq and is a predicted model, not a curated record. The transcript is spliced from 5 exons.
UUCAUUACGGUCGGAAACGUGUCAGGUAUUUGUAAAAUUAGUGCCGUUUUUUGGAUUUAAGAGACUUAACUGUGAACUGAUAUUUAGGUUUUUACUCUAUUCAUCCAUAUUUUGUUGACACAGAAAUUUUUCGCCGAAAUUACAUUACUCCUGAUCUAUUGCCAUGGGAAAAAAAUCAGAUCACAACAACAACCAACGCACUUGAUGUAGAUAUGAACAAAAUAUUCCAAUUAGUGUUGCUGUGCUACAUUAGUUUGAUUGUUUUCAUUUUAAUUGAAUCGGGGGAUGCCAACGAAGAGAAAACGAAUAACCAUGUUAGACAGAGGAGAUACUUGAGCUUCAAGAAUAAAACGAAGUUUUUUCUCCGUCUCAACUUCAAAGCUAACAUGGUGCCAUGGACCCAGAUAUUCGCCCAAGCACUAGGGUUCCGUAUGAACUGGGACGCGCCUCCUGAUACCUUUCAUCCUUACAAACACUUCUCUAGGCGAAGCGUUUAUAACCACUUGGAGCACUUACUUGACAGGCAGGGGUUGAAUGGACACCAAUGCGUGCGGCGGGCCAUUUGCGAGAUGGAAGCGCGCGCCCCGCGGGGCAUAUACCACAAAAUUUUAAAAAUGGUGUUCAGGAAACAAUCGUCGGACACCGAUAAGUGGCACAACAACACCACCAAAGAAGACUGCUUAGUAACUUAUACCAAAUGUCCAUUCUCUUUCUUGGACAUAUCUCAGUACACGGAUUUAUAGCUUUUAAGUUAAAAAGUUUAAGAUUAAAUUAUUAUGAUUAAAAUAAUUUAACGUGUGGCAUGUUGCGGAAACCUUGGUCUACUGACACUUACGCCAAUAUUCACAAACGAUGCUUGCUUAUAAAGCAGCAAAUCGAAAGCACAGCGUUGAAUAGAGCUCUCUGAUUGGUUCGUGUGCCACCCUGUGCUUCCACGCGCACUGUGAGACCUCAUAGUAAUGUUUGUGAAUACGGGCGUUAUUGUAGACUUAAUAAGGAUCAUAGGCAUCUCUAGGUCUUAGUGUCUAUUUCUGCAAGCAAUAGUUUAUGUCUUCAUAUUUCACAACGAAGUUGCAUAAUUAUUAAAUUGAACAAGACUGCUAGUGCUUUUGAGAAUGUGUUCCUAUCAAUACAAAUUG